AUGUAUCACAGAGUGUUCCAGCUGGAGUAACAAUAAUACCUAUUGAUAACUUACCUAUAUCAUCAAACGCUGAUAGCGAAUCAAGCGACGCUGACAGUACGUCUUCGGACGAUGAAGGAAUUCAAGCAUGA
Molecule: messenger RNA, 131 nt
Organism: Auanema sp. JU1783
Lineage: Eukaryota; Metazoa; Nematoda; Chromadorea; Rhabditida; Rhabditidae
Source: the annotation of a GenBank genome assembly